Molecule: messenger RNA, 1095 nt
Organism: Cherax quadricarinatus
Lineage: Eukaryota; Metazoa; Arthropoda; Malacostraca; Decapoda; Parastacidae
Source: RefSeq, a predicted model, not a curated record
GGCUCUUAUAAACACAACAAACACAAACCAGAAGCUGCUGGGGCCGUCACAUAUUAUAAUAAUAAUAUAAAAAUAAAACUACAAUAUUAAGCUAUGGUGAAGAGCAUCAAAAAAGCAUCUUUACCUCUAAUAGGUAGCUUACACCAGUUCACAGAAAUUGAUGUGGUGGAAGUACGAGAGAGACUUUUAAAGUGGUAUGAUGCCAAUCACCGUGUGUUACCAUGGCGGUCAAUUGCUGCCACUGAGCCUGACCGCAGUAAGAGAGCAUAUGCAGUUUUGGUAUCGGAGAUAAUGCUGCAGCAGACUCAAGUUAGCACAGUCAUCGGAUAUUUUGACACAUGGAUGAAAAAAUGGCCAACAGUGGAAGAUUUGGCCAGUGCUACCUUAGAGGAGGUAAACCAGAUCUGGGCUGGUUUAGGCUACUACUCCCGGGCACGAAGACUUCAUGAAGGCGCAGUGAAGAUUGUGAAGGAACUGAAUGGUGAAUUUCCAAAUGAUCGUGAUUCACUUAUUCAUCAGCUGCCUGGCGUAGGUCGCUACUCAGGUAGUGCAGUAGCUUCCAUUGCUUUGGGAUGCGCUGUUGGUGUUGUUGAUGGAAAUGUUAAUCGUGUCUUGGCACGUGUCAGAGGGAUUGGUGCAGACAUUAAUAUUCAGUGCCUUCACUAUGAAAAUAUUUGCAGCCUUGGUGUUCAAAUUACCCCGCAAGGCUCAAAAACUCAGUAACAGGAAUCAUCAGCUGGAUAAUUCUGCGAAAAAAAAUUUGACAAAAUGCUCUUGGUUCAGCGCCCCAGAACAGGUUUGUUAGCCAAUUUAUGGGAGUUUCCUAGCAUAGGCCUGUCAGAAAAUGGUGCUCAAGACAAAGAUGUGACUGAGGAACUAGUGAGCCCAGUUUUCUCUACCACACACUGCUGCUUCUUCGAGAACUUUUGUUCUGAUGUUAUCCAUAUUUUCUCACAUAUUAGGCAGACAUACAAGAUUAUGUGGAGUAAAAUAAAGGUUGGAUGUGAAAAGGGGUUGACUUGGCCAUCAAGAUAUCAAGGAGGUCAGUGGAUGACUAAAGAAGAAUUCCUUGCCUCUGCUACAUCAACUGCAUGA